UCGGUGAAUCGCCAUCUUGAAGCCUUUAUUGCUGUCUUCAUGUUGAGUACUACGCCCCUUGUUGAUAAAAAACGACAGUAAUCAGCUGUACGAUUAAAACCUUUCUUUAGAAAAUUGGAAAGCCAGGACGCUUUAUUUAAAAACUGUUGUAACUGGCUAAAACCAUGCAAAAGUAUGAGAAGUUGGAGAAGAUAGGAGAGGGUACAUAUGGGACAGUUUUCAAGGCUAAGAACAGAGAAACACAUGAGAUUGUGGCCCUCAAACGAGUGCGACUGGAUGAUGAUGAUGAGGGGGUUCCAAGUUCAGCAUUACGAGAAAUUUGCCUCCUGAAAGAACUGAAGCAUAAAAACAUUGUAAGGUUGCAUGACGUCCUUCACAGUGAUAAGAAGCUGACAUUAGUGUUUGAGUAUUGUGAUCAGGAUUUGAAGAAAUACUUCGACAGCUGUAAUGGUGACUUGGAUCCAGAGAUUGUCAAGUCCUUUAUGUACCAGUUAUUGAAGGGUCUUGCCUUCUGCCACAGCCGAAAUGUUCUCCACCGAGACCUUAAACCACAAAAUCUACUCAUCAACAGAAACGGUGAACUGAAGCUAGCUGACUUUGGUUUGGCCAGAGCUUUUGGGAUCCCUGUACGCUGUUAUUCUGCAGAGGUGGUGACGCUGUGGUACAGGCCUCCAGAUGUGCUGUUUGGUGCUAAGCUAUACUCUACCUCUAUUGACAUGUGGUCUGCAGGGUGUAUAUUUGCAGAAUUGGCAAAUGCAGGACGGCCAUUAUUUCCUGGUAAUGAUGUGGACGACCAGCUGAAGAGGAUCUUUAGGUUGCUGGGAACACCGACAGAAGAACAAUGGCAGACUAUGAAUAAACUUCCAGAUUAUAAGCCGUACCCAAUGUACCCAGCUACUACAUCACUUGUGAAUGUCGUCCCAAAACUUAGCAGCACCGGCAGAGACCUGCUACAGAAUCUUCUGAAAUGCAAUCCAGUUCAGCGAAUAUCAGCAGAGGAAGCCCUACAGCACCCUUACUUUGCUGAUUUCUGCCCACCCUAAAUAUCAGAUCCCCUUGACAUCGUUUAGGAACGCAGAUGGGCCAGUCGUACCUCGUGAAACCACCUAAACUCCUCCAUCGUUCAGUUAUCUUUCAGUUCGAGUUGGGAUCA
Carassius carassius (crucian carp) is the source of this 1153-nucleotide messenger RNA. RefSeq names its product cyclin-dependent kinase 5. Lineage: Eukaryota; Metazoa; Chordata; Actinopteri; Cypriniformes; Cyprinidae. The transcript has 12 exons. Gene Ontology annotation, cellular component: nucleus; cytoplasm. Gene Ontology annotation, molecular function: ATP binding; cyclin-dependent protein serine/threonine kinase activity. Bases 165 to 1043 code for a protein of 292 amino acids. The record is from RefSeq and is a predicted model, not a curated record. Gene Ontology annotation, biological process: axonogenesis; protein phosphorylation; synaptic vesicle transport.